GAGCCCCGGCAUCUGCCAUCUUCUCCCCUCUGGUGCUCUUGCUACGACCCAGUUUGGCCAUGGCAUCAUCAACACCAGCAGUUCUUGCUACGCCUGGACAUGGAGUACCAUGCAGACCAAAUAAUGCUAACAAGAACUGCUCCUCCUCCUCCAAACUCCCAUCACCGGCAACACGAAUCGACUCUGCCGCCUUCUUCCGACGACGGAUCAUCAUCAACUGGAGGUGCAGGAGCAGUAGUACUGCGAGCAUGGGGGCCAUGGCGGGCGUCGUCGUCAGGCGGGACGACAAGGACGAGCUGGAGGAGGAAUGGGUGGGGCACCUGGCUCCGGAGAAGCUGGAGGUGCUGGAUCACCUGGAGCCGUGGGCGGAGGCGCACGUGCUGCCGCUGCUGAGGCCGGCGGAGGUGGCGUGGCAGCCGUCGGACCUGCUCCCGGACCCGGCGGCGCUGGGCGACGACGGCUUCCACGCGGCGUGCCGCGAGCUCCGCGCGCGGGCGGCCGGCGUGCCCGACGACCACCUGGUGUGCCUCGUCGGCAACAUGAUCACGGAGGAGGCGCUGCCCACGUACCAGAGCGUGCCCAACCGCUUCGAGGGCGUGCGCGACCUCACCGGCGCCGACGGCACCGCCUGGGCGCGCUGGAUCCGCGGCUGGUCCGCCGAGGAGAACCGCCACGGCGACGUGCUCAGCCGCUACAUGUACCUCUCCGGCCGCGUCGACAUGCGGCAGGUGGACCGCACCGUGCACCGCCUCAUCGCCUCCGGGAUGGCCAUGAACGCCGCCCGGAGCCCCUACCACGGCUUCAUCUACGUCGCCUUCCAGGAGCGCGCCACCGCCGUCUCGCACGGCAACACGGCGCGCCACGUCGGCGCGCACGGCGACGACGUGCUCGCCCGCGUCUGCGGCGCCAUCAUGGCCGACGAGAAGCGCCACGAGGCCGCCUACACCCGCAUCGUCGGAAAGCUCUUCGAGGCCGACCCCGACGCCGCCGUGCGCGCGCUGGGGUACAUGAUGCGCCGCCGGAUCACCAUGCCCGCCGCGCUCAUGACCGACGGCCGCGACGACGACCUCUACGCCCACUACGCCGCCGCCGCGCAGCAGACCGGCGUGUACACGGCCUCCGACUACCGAGGCAUCCUGGAGCACAUGAUACGGCAGUGGGGCGUGGAGGAGCUCGCGGCGGGGCUCUCCGGCGAGGGGCGGCGCGCGCGGGACUACGUGUGCGGGCUGCCGCAGAAGAUCCGGAGGAUGGAGGAGAAGGCCCACGACAGGGCGGCCCAGGCUCGAAAGAAGCCCACGCCUAUCCCGUUCAGCUGGAUCUUCGACAGGCCCGUCAGUGUCGUGCUGCCAUGAUUCAUUCCUCCUCCUCUUCUACAAAUAAAGUUCUGCAAAAGUUUAUUUACUCCAAAAGGGGUUGUCAAGCUAAGCUAUGCUGCUGUUUACUUUCAGCAUUUUAGCAUGUGAUAGGAGCCGUGUUCUUGAGUGUGUGAGUGUAGUGUGCAUGUGUGUUGUCAUUGUAAAACGGAAAGAAAAGUUGUGCUCCUACAUGUAUCAUGUAGUACUGCUGGUGAUAAUAAGGGAUCUCUUGAUGAGGAUAUACAUUAUAUGGUGAGCAAUAAUCGAAA
Messenger RNA from Panicum hallii, 1624 nucleotides. RefSeq names its product acyl-[acyl-carrier-protein] desaturase 7, chloroplastic-like. Bases 60 to 1352 code for a protein of 430 amino acids. The transcript is spliced from 2 exons. Gene Ontology annotation, biological process: fatty acid metabolic process. Gene Ontology annotation, cellular component: chloroplast stroma. Lineage: Eukaryota; Viridiplantae; Streptophyta; Magnoliopsida; Poales; Poaceae. Gene Ontology annotation, molecular function: stearoyl-[ACP] desaturase activity. The record is from RefSeq and is a predicted model, not a curated record.